Molecule: messenger RNA, 2832 nt
Organism: Gavia stellata (red-throated loon)
Lineage: Eukaryota; Metazoa; Chordata; Aves; Gaviiformes; Gaviidae
Product: ketosamine-3-kinase
Exons: 6
Coding region: 1-930 (309 amino acids)
Source: RefSeq, a predicted model, not a curated record
AUGGAGGACGCGCUGAGGCGGGAGCUGGGUACCGCGCUGCUCCGGCCGACGGGGCACUCGGGGGGCGGCUGCAUCAGCCAGGGCCAGAGCUACGACACGGACGGCGGUCGGGUGUACGUGAAGAGCAACUCCAAGGCGGAGGCCAGAAGAAUGUUUGAGGGAGAAAUGGCAAGUUUGGAAGCCAUCUUGAAAACGCAGACAAUAAAAGUGCCUAAACCCAUCAAAGUUAUAGACCUGCCUGGGGGCAGUACUCUCUUUGUGAUGGAACAUUUGGAAAUGAGAGGCUUAAACAGACAUUCAGCAAAGCUUGGAACACAACUGGCUGAUCUACACCUUCAUAACCAGCAACUUGGAGAGAAGCUGAAGAAAGAAGGGAGCACAGUUGGUAAAGGUCAAGGGCAAAUGGAAGUCCAGUUUGUGGAUCAAUUUGGCUUUCAUACAGUUACCUGCUGUGGCUAUCUUCCACAGGUGAAUGACUGGCAGAAUGACUGGGUGACUUUCUUUGCCAAGCAAAGAAUCCAGCCCCAGAUGGACAUGAUUGAAAAGAAUUCAGGAGACAGGGAAGCAAGAGAACUUUGGGCACAACUUCAGCUGAAGAUACCCAGUUUGUUCUGUGAUGUAGAAAUUGUUCCUGCUCUCCUGCAUGGAGAUCUCUGGGGAGGAAAUGUAGCUGAGGAUGAUUCUGGUCCAAUUAUCUUCGACCCGGCUUCUUUCUACGGCCAUUCAGAGUAUGAGCUUGCAAUAGCUGGGAUGUUUGGUGGCUUCAGCAGUUCUUUUUACUCUGCUUAUCACAGUAAAAUUCCCAAAGCUGCAGGGUUUGAGAAACGCCUAAAGCUUUAUCAGCUUUUUCACUACAUGAACCAUUGGAACCAUUUUGGUACAGGGUACAGAGGGUCUUCUCUAAACAUUAUGAGAAACCUUGUAAAGUGACUUUCCGCUUAAGCAGAAUACUUCUUAUGUUGCUUGGAAAACCCCAUACUUGGCAGUGCAACUACAGGAGUAGUAAUGUUAAAAAAAGCUACUAGACCCUUGACCUUGUUGCACAGCUAAAGACCUAGAAUCAGUGAGUCCUGCUGAAUACCAAGUGUAACGUAGUCAUCUCUUUUUAGAAUAGUUGGGAAUACCUUUAUGAGGGAAAUCUCUAAGAAAGGAGCUUACUCAGUUGCACAAAAGAUCUGUCGGUGUCAAGAAAGCAUGGUAUGCUUGAGACUAGGCAAGGUAAUACAAAUCAAUCACUCAAGUGUAAAUGAUUUGGAAGAAGUUCUCUCUAGGGGCCGGUAGUGCUUCAGAGUAGAGAAAUACUAGGGUUUGCAUUUGCACCCUAAUGGAAAACAUUAGAGAAGUGUUUGUGAAAUGGAAAAUUCCUUUUCUUAGUUACUGAGGAGAUGGCUAAAAAAGUUGCUCGUUGCUUUUUGCUGUUCCCCCCACCUUUGUGAUAGAUCGCUCAGACUCUUUCAGCUCUUCAAGUCCAGUUUUGUGCAUGUUCAAGUCCAGUUUUCUGGCAUGUGCGUUACGGCAUUCUUGUAGACUGUUCUGUGCUUGCCGGUCAGUGGGCUCUUAUCUACAGCAAUUUUGUUUUCACCAGAACUAUCUCUCUCUUCUUUUUUGGAUUAUGCUUUUGUCUAAUGGUGUGCAUUCUUAAAGAUUUUUUCAGGUGAGACACUUCACAUGUACGCAUCCUGUGAAGAUGUACUUUCUCACUAAUACAAACAGAAGGUGUACUUUUUGACUGCUGUCAUUGCCCACAGGCUAGUGCCAUCUGGUCGUGGUACGGGCUUCACAUAAAUUUUCUGUAGUUCAGACUACAGGUGCCAUAAGCUGACAUUAUUCUUCAGUCCCCACUAAGUGCACUUUGUAGCUCUUGGGAUAAGAGACAUGAAACCAAAGGAAGUUAAAAUAUAACUCUCAGAACAGCAGCUCUACACCACUGUCAGAAGUUCUUUUAAGGAUAGCUUUGCAGACUAGCUAUUUCUUGUACCUGCAAGAUGGUAAUACUAAAAUUGUACUCUUUUUGAUAUAGGCUGGUAAUGAUAUUUCAGUGCAAGCGUACCAGGUAGGUGAGAGAGAUGCAUGAUUCCUAACACGCAUUUUGAGAGUUUGAGAAUGACUUUAAUUAAAAGUGUUUUUCACUGGAUAUUGGCAGAUUACUGAAGGUUUUAUAGUUGCUGGUUUUGCAGUUAUUUGUACAAAUUGGAAGCAAGUUUAGAGAAGACUAUCACUUGAUAUAACUUCUCUCCUUAAUUCUACUACUCUUCUCACUGGCUGUUUAACUUUUGCUACAAAAAGUUUUGAAGCCUUGCUCGGUAGAAUAGCUUUUACUUUUACUUUGUGGCUUAAAUAAAAAGUUUCCCAGUUGAUUAUUGUUGUCUCUGUUUUCUGAAUUAAAACCUUACAGCUUGCGUCCAUUCUUGGGGAGCUGCUUGCUCUAACCUGUUAAAGGUCCCUAGUUUGUUAGACAAUUACGGUCAUCGAAGGUGUUGAUGGGAACGUGGUCAUGGAUUUUAAUCUGGAGCAGUGUGCCACUGAAGAAAAUGUAUGUGUUGUUUGGUUACAGUAUCAUUUGAGGUCCUAUCUCUGCCUUCAAACUUAAGGUAUUGAGCCAGCUGUUUGGAUGUUGUUGAUGAAAUUUUAUGUCCGUGCCCAUAUCCUUAUCCCAUUCACCCAAACCUAACACUGCUUAGUGCAGCUGAUGGAAGAAAUGCUAUGGAAUUUUAGCCAGCAGUCAAUCUGGUUAGAUCCCUGCCUUCAUAAUAAAGUUAGAAAUUAUUUAACAAGGUCAUUCUGUUUACAAAUCUUCAACAAAUCAACAUGUUUAUUUUGCUAAAAUACCUA